Molecule: messenger RNA, 492 nt
Organism: Macrosteles quadrilineatus (aster leafhopper)
Lineage: Eukaryota; Metazoa; Arthropoda; Insecta; Hemiptera; Cicadellidae
Product: baculoviral IAP repeat-containing protein 7-like
Exons: 2
Coding region: 1-492 (163 amino acids)
Biological process (GO): positive regulation of protein ubiquitination; regulation of cell cycle; negative regulation of apoptotic process
Cellular component (GO): cytoplasm; spindle microtubule; nucleus
Molecular function (GO): cysteine-type endopeptidase inhibitor activity involved in apoptotic process; ubiquitin protein ligase activity
Source: RefSeq, a predicted model, not a curated record
AUGUCGUGGUGUAUAAAACAUCCUGAAUAUUCAAAAGAAAAUGAUAGGAUCAACUCGUACAUACACGCCCGAACGAGAAGUUUUGUUAGCGAAUGUAGAAUCGAACUCGCUGAAGCAGGAUUCUUCUACGCAGGAAAAAAGGACCAAACGAUUUGUUUUUACUGCGGUGGUGGACUACACCAUUGGCAAGAUAUCGAUGAUCCUUGGGAAGAACACGCGAAAUGGUUUCCCAAGUGUCCGUUCGUAUUGGUACACAAAGGACAAGAUUUCGUCAACGAAAUGAGAUCCAGAACCGAAAGAAACGCCCUACAAAAGAAAAGGAUUCCAACAAACAACAUUGCUGUACCCCCACCGAUAGAAGAAUCAAACAUCGAGUCAGCCCUAUGUAUCCACUACUCCCGCAUCAUUCUACAGAAUUCGAUGCUGGACCCACCUCUGCCCGAAGAUGGGAUCAACAUGGUCAACCUGAUGCUGAAAUCCAUAUCAACCUGA